UAGAGAGAGAGGGCAAGUAGGCAGGCAGUCCCAUUUCUUUCCAGCAGUCUGAGCAAUUCUUCUUUGACAUCUGGAGGGACAACAGUGGAGAGAGCAGAGCACACACACAGCUCGGGUCAGCGGAAGUCUCACUUUGUUACAUGCCUGGUCAUCUUCAGCUGCAGGUUCAGGCUCACAAAUGGGACUACUGGGGACUCUCUCUGGAGGCUAUGUGUUCACUUCGCCCUCAGCCAGCUUUAAUCAAAACAGCCUCUGAUUGCACGCUCAUUAUCACCUUUUCCUCUGGAUCCCCUUGGAUGCCCCCAGAGCCAUCAUCAUCAUGGGCAGCGUCAGCAGUUUGAUCUCAGGACACGGUCUCAACAGCAAGCACUGCCGCGCCUCCCAGCACAAACUCAAAAAGGGACUCCACUCCAAGCGAACAGGCAGGAGUUUGGACGGCCUUCUGAAGUAUGGUUUCUCUCAGGACCCCAGCAGCACUAAUAAUAACAACAAAGGUAUUUUCCACUCGGCCAAAAGCGAGGACUUCUUUUACAUCAAGGUGAGCCAUAAGACCAAGCCUGGUUACCAUAGAAACGCGUCAGUAGAGGACCGCGAUGGAGUAUCGCUGGAUACCGAAGCCGGUCAAGGGACUCCCCCGGAACUAAUACCGAUGUCUGGAAAACUGGAGAAGAGUGUAGAGAAGGCCCUCAUCCGACCCACAGCUUUCAAGCCUGUGCUUCCCAGAAGCAGCAGCUCCUCCAUGGAAACGCACAACAGCCUGAACCAGAUCCUAGGCCGUGGGCUCAGCCCGUCCGAGCGCUCCAAGGACACCCCAGAGCCCAAACAGGAUGCCGGAUCGGGCACGCCGACCGACUCGGGCCGCAACUCCAUGUCCAGUCUACCAACCCACAGCACCGGGUACAGCAGCCAGCUGGAUGGCACCAGUAUCGGCACUGGGACCGGUACCGGCAUGUCCACAGGCCACCUGGUGCGCUACAGUAGCUCGGCCCACAACGUUAGCCUACAGCAGCACCUGAGCGGGAACUCGUCGGGGCUGAGCGGCGGGUCGGGGUCGGCGUGGCUCGGGGACAGCAGUUCGGGGAUUGGCGAGAUAACCGUGGGCAGCUGGAUGAAUACCACGGGCACUAGCAACCAAUCGGUUAACGGGCGAGCGAACGCGUCAACGCUCAGUGACAGCCUGACGGCGGCGAUGAACUUGAAUAGAGACAUAGCCGCCGCGGCUACCGCGUGCACUUCCGAUGGUCCACUCAGCCUGGAGUUCUUUUCCGAGACGAACGCGACCAAACCCAAGGCCAACACGCCGGUCUCGGAGGUGGGCUGCGUGCGCUCACCGAUCUCGAUGGACGAGUCUAUGAUCCUGCAACUGGAGCGGAGGCUUCUGGAGCGCGAGUCGGAGCUGCAGGAGCUCGUGGUCUGCCUGGAGGACAAGGAGGCGGACACCUGCCAGCUGUUCGAGGAGAAGCAGCGCUACUGCGCCGAGGAGAUGCAGGGCCUCAAGCAACGCUGCUCCACCAAGCUCCGCCAGGCUUCGCAGCGGGCGCUCCGGGCGCAACAACUGCUGCAGCUACAGGUCAUCCAGCUCCAGCAGGACAAGGAGCAGCUCCAGGAGGAGGUGGACCGGCUUGAGCGGGAGAGGGAGGCUGCCGAGGGGAGGAUGAGGAGCUACGAGAGGGAGAACAUCCAGCUGGCCCCCACCCUGGAGGAGACACAGUGGGAGGUGUGCCAAAAAUCGGGGGAAAUAUCGCUCCUGAAACAGCAACUGAAAGACUCGCAGGCAGAUGUCGGACACAAGCUGAGCGAUAUCGUCAACCUCAAAGCGGCACUCAGGGAGGCCAAGAGCAAGAUGGAGGAGCUGGAGAAGAAGAACAAGGAAAACGAAGACAGCAUCCGCUCUCGUUGCGCAGAAGUCGAGGUAUGCCAGAAUGAACUACAAAGAAAGAAAAAUGAGGCAGACCUCCUGAGAGAGAAGGUGGGCCGCUUGGAGACUGACAUCAAGGGCAUGAAGCAGGAGCUGAGUCUGGCCAAGGAGGAGCAGGUGAAACUGCAGAGCAGCAGAGCCAAGCUGGAGGAGGAGCACCUGAAGCUGCAGAUCACUAGAGCCAAGAUGGAGGUCUUUGGCAAGGCUGAGGCAAUGGAUCAAGACAACGCUGAGAGAAACAGGCAUAGAGACGCAAUGGCGGACACUGACACCCUGCAAAGGGAGGUGGAGAGGAUGAGGAAGGAACUGAUGGAGGAGAAACAAAAGAAAGACAAGAUGGUGAACAACUUCCAGCAGGAGAGACAGACGUGGAACAAGGAAAAGGACAAAGUGAUCCGAUACCAAAAGCAGCUGCAGUACAACUACUUGCAGAUGCACAAAAAGAACCAAGAUUUGGAGAAAAUCCUUCGGGAGCUGACUGCAGAGAUGGACAGCCGGACUGAGCUUGACAUGGACAUUCACAGUCCCCCGCUUCGCUACGACAACAUGGUUGCCACAGAGAUAUAAGGUCAGGGAUGGAUGAAGCCAUGGAAUCCUUUUCUGUUUCAAUGGUUAAAGCAAUGACAUCACCAUCAUGAUCUUUUUCAUCGAUCUCCUUCAUCAUCACCAUCACCAUCAUCAUCACCACAAAGAUGUAUGGAUUUACAGCACCAGGAGUGGAUGACACAUCAUCAUCAAGAAUCAAUGCAACAAUAAGAAACCAGUUUAUCAUUGUCAGAGCUAAAUCAAUUUUCAAUGUUGUUUGAAUACAUCAAGGUCAGGGUGGGAAGCCAUAGUUUCACGAUCCUUUUGGGUUGACAAGAGACAGCCUUGAAAGGUGCUAAUAUGGAUGCGUGGUUAAUAAAUGUGCUCACUGUACUCAAGACAGAGCACAUGAUUGGAUAACUGCACUAGCUAAUGAGUACUGACCCAAAUCCAAAUCUAGCAGAUAAGGAAGUGUAGCGCAGCAUUUCCAGACUAUAAUCCCACUGACAUCUGACCUGACAUGUAGCCUGGCAACAGCUGAGUGAGGCUAAGAAGAGGGAAAUGACAGUGACACGGUCCUGUUUUCCCUGUUAUCUGCCCAAGAGUCUUUAUAAAAGUAUGCAGUUCUUGAAACCCCAGUUCUAACCUGGAAAUAUGUAUUUUCUUGUUCCGAUUGUACAGAUACCAUAUACAGUAGUCGUGUUAGUUGAGAUUUCUGCAAUGUUUUAAGUGUAUACAGCUGAGAUACACAUAUGGUUCACUUCAUUCAAAAUAAAGACUACCAUGGCUAAAUAUACGGUAUAUACAGAAUAUUCUAAUCAGUUCCUGAACUAUGUGUAUGUAUGGAUAUACAGUAUUAUAUCCUCACAGGACAGAGAUGUGUUGAAUGUAAUGCAGCCCAUUAGUAAGAAACAUAGCUAUAAGCAUAUAGUUAUAAAGACUAAGCCCUCACUCCCCCACUGAAACAAAAAAAUAUCACCCUGGUAUAUUAACACACUAAUGUUGAAACAUGAUACUGUACCUUAUCAGAUCUAUGUCCAAAGUCAGAUGUAUAGCCACAAAGCACUUGAACACUAACGGUCGAAUGUUCAUACGAUGCACUAACGGGUAUAUGUGGCUUGUGCAAACAGUGUUCUUGUGAGCCUUAACUUCACUGAUAAGACGGCUGUCACCGCAGAUGCAGCUUACAUCUGCCACACUACACCUGUACAAGAUAUGGCAACAUUAGGAUCUCUCUCACAGGAGACUAAAUGGCAUGUAUAAUACAAAAAUUAUAUAUGUUCCCUCUAAUUUUAAUUUGAUAUCAAUCUUUGCUCACUGGAAAGCCUUACAAUUCAGUCAGAUUUUUUUGUUUUUAUAUAUAGAAAAGACAGUUAGUUGAACCAAAUGAAUAUGCAACAGCAAUAAAAUUGCUAAUUACUAAUUGUGAACAGUUCCAAAGUGUUUGAUAUUGAAAUUAAAGCAUUUUUGAGACGACAGCAGCUUGUUAAGAAUGGGUAAACGCACUGCAUACAUACUGAUUGGUGUUAAAGGUGACACCAGGUCCAAAAGAAGCCCAUGUCUCUCUGCAUGACCCCAACUACCUAACCUACACUUAAUCAGUCGUCUGGUCAGUGGGGAGUCUUUCUCAAAUCUCAGUAUUUCAAUGCCCAUUUCAUAUAAGAAGUCCAAAAGCCCCCUAAUGAUUAUCUUUGUCAAACAAAAAAAUCAAAUGUAGAGACACUGAUGAGAACCUAAAAUAUGUUAGACAAAAGUGAUAAAUUGAGGGCAGAAAAAGUUUGGCAUCCACUCAGUGACCUCCAGUGGUGAAAAAAAAAUAACAAUACAAAAUGUCUUCCCAUCUUUCAAAACCCCUUAAUGCGUUACUGUCUGGAGAAACAGGGAGGGUUUAAAGAGAACUGAGGCUUCAUAUGACAGUUGCAUGUUAUUUAUGGAAUGGAUACAAGGUAGAGAUUAAAAUCCAAUAAAACUGAUAUUUUGAAUGUUAAGACCUGCAAUAGGUUCACCAUGGCGAGCUACAAUGACACUAUUUUCAAUAUCCUACUUCAGGUCUCUCAAGCAUUUGUUUUCUUUUUCUUUUUUUUUCUUUACUUGAUGGAGAUGGUUCACUGGGCACAAUGUACUGUUCACAACAUCAAAUGUUCUACUAUUGCACAUAUGUCCAGAAUAUAGCCUAGAACUGUAGCUUUCUUUUUGUCUUCUGUCUUGUCAUAUCAAUGUCUGGGUUUCAUAUAUAUUCCACCCCAGCUUUGUCCACACUCUCACUCCACAUCACUUACUAUGGGUAUUGUGACAUAGUCCUAAGAACUUUUUUCAAAUACUAUUCUCACCAACACUAAAUGGUUACAGUGGCUCCCAAAUAAGGCAUUCCACAGAUUAAUUUUUACCCGAUGUAAUUAUUGUAUAUUUCUAUUUAUUUUAAAUAAACAAAAAUAAAGAGGCUCUUUGAAAGAAA
Molecule: messenger RNA, 4898 nt
Organism: Alosa sapidissima (American shad)
Lineage: Eukaryota; Metazoa; Chordata; Actinopteri; Clupeiformes; Clupeidae
Gene: lzts1
Product: leucine zipper, putative tumor suppressor 1
Exons: 5
Coding region: 320-2485 (721 amino acids)
Biological process (GO): regulation of synaptic plasticity; regulation of dendrite morphogenesis
Cellular component (GO): dendritic spine
Source: RefSeq, a predicted model, not a curated record